AUGGAUGUCACCGAUUGCUGGGUCAUGCUGGGCGGGUUAUAUCACGCUGGAGGCACGAAUAUUACGGCAAGUGAGCGUCGGAUCCUCCAGGGGAUGUUUUUCACACCUGGAUACCAUCGACAAGAGGAGAAUACUUAUCUGGCCAACUCCGCCGAGGAAGUCCUUGCAUGGGCACCCGCGGUUCAGAGGGCUAUGGGCUUUGAGUUGUCGAGUCCGAAUAUCGGAUAUGUUGAAUUAAAACCUCCAUUGCAGUAUAUGCGGGGUGUGGAAGUUGACACAUUUGGAGACUUCGACCCCUCUCGGGAGACUAUGACCGUGUCGGACAAAGCUCAAGUUCUCCUCGUCGGCUGUGGCGGAGUUGGUGUGAUCGCGGCGCUUAACCUGGAAAGUAGCGGGCGCGCUGCAGUCACCGCAGUUCUUCGAUCGAAUUAUUCGAAAGUAGUAUCCGAAGGCUUUCACAUACAAUCAUGCGACCAUGGAAAAAUCCACGGCUGGAGGCCCAGUAAAGUGGUGAACCAGAUCCCCGCGCCCUCUGAGACCGAGUUCGAUUAUGUGGUCAUGACAACCAAAAACACUCCAGAUCAGCCCCCGACUGCAGCAGAGUUGAUAGAGCCCGCUGUGAUUCCAGGAAAAACCACUAUCGUCCUCAUUCAGAACGGAUUGAACAUCCAAAAGCCAUUCUUGGACAAAUAUCCCAACAACAUCUGCCUUUCAGGAGUCAGCCUCAUCGGGUCCCACGAAAUAGCUCCAGCAGUCAUCGAGCACGAAGAAGCUGAUCGGCUUAUCGUUGGGGCAUUCCGAAAUUCAAAUCUCUCAAUAGAAAAAGAAGAUGCGAAAGCACAAGAGUUCAUCAAAAUGUACUCCGAUGGCGGCAAGACAGAUUGCUCGUUCACUUCCGAUGUUCCGUUUCAUCGAUGGCGGAAACUGGUCUACAAUGCCUGUCUCAACCCGAUCUGUGCAAUCACGGGACUGGACACAGGGCGCAUUCGUCUCGCGGAUGAUACUGUUGAAACGCUUUUGCGACCGGCCAUGAAAGAGCUUGUGGCCGCUGCCAAGGCCGCGGGGGUCCUUCUUCCUUCGGGAAUCGAGGAUUGGACGAUCAAUGUCGACCCUCUGACGAUGUAUUUCCAACCGAGCAUGCAGGAGGAUGUCCAAAAGGGCAAUCUUGUCGAGUUCGAGACAUUAGUUGGCGAACCGUUGAGAGAAGGCUUGUCGCGCGGCGUGCCAAUGCCAACAUUGACCUUCCUAUACCACACUCUAAAAGCGAUGCAAUGGAGGCUUAAAGAGCGAAGAGGAUUGAUUACCAUUCCUGAGAAAGGCGACUAUCUCAAGAACGGUUAUUAG
Messenger RNA from Penicillium atrosanguineum, 1344 nucleotides. RefSeq names its product ketopantoate reductase family protein. The record is from RefSeq and is a predicted model, not a curated record. Gene Ontology annotation, cellular component: cytoplasm. The transcript is spliced from 4 exons. Gene Ontology annotation, molecular function: 2-dehydropantoate 2-reductase activity. Gene Ontology annotation, biological process: pantothenate biosynthetic process. The coding region runs from base 1 to 1344 and encodes 447 amino acids. NCBI's taxonomy places the organism in Eukaryota, Fungi, Ascomycota, Eurotiomycetes, Eurotiales, Aspergillaceae.